GGGAACAAGUAAGAUCAGUUGGCACAGCUAGCACGCCCUUUCCAUCCAAGAUUACUGGGCCUAUUUUUAGUACAUCCCUAAACAUACGAAUCGACUGCUGUGCAACAACCAGUGUCUCUGCUGCGUUAUCGAAUCAAAUUUUAUCCAGGUAUACUGUGCAAUGGCUGCCAAUAAUUUCUAUCAAAUAGCUGCCAAUACGACGCCCAUUUGGCAGCAUCAGAAUUAUCCUCAACAACCAAUGGCACCGCAAAAAGCCGAACGGUAUGUUCCCACCGUGCUUCCGGCUGCGCUGUUUGAUGCGAGAGCCGACGCCGAUGCUCUCCAUAAGGCCAUGAAAGGUAUGGGCACCGAUGAAAAGGCCCUGAUCAACAUUCUGUGCCAUCGCAGCAACGACCAGCGCGUUUCAAUCACGCAGGCCUACAAGUCCGGCUAUGGAAAGGAUUUGGAGUCGAAAUUGAGAAGUGAAUUGAGUCGCAAUUUCGAACGGGUUAUGGUCGCCCUCUGCCUAUCGACGGCCAAUUUCUUGGCCCGUGAAAUGCGCGAAGCCAUGGCCGGAUUGGGGACCAACGAAAACACGUUGAUUGAAAUCCUUUGCAGUCGCACUAAUCAGGAGAUGCGAGAAAUCAACAAGUCCUACCUGCUCACUUACGGCCGUCCCAUGGAAAAGGACAUUGUGGGAGACACUUCCGGCACCUUCAAAAUGAUUUGCGUUUCACUGGCCCAGGGUAACCGGGAUGAGAACGAAAUGGAAAUUGAUGAAGAUAAAGCCAAAUCAGAUAUCCUACGUUUAUACGACGCAGGAGAAGGUCGACUGGGUACGGAUGAAAGUACUUUUAAUUCCAUCAUUUGCACUCGCAGUUGGGCUCAUUUGCGCCAUGUCAUGACCCUGUAUUUGGCGAAUUAUGGCCACAGUUUGGAAAAGGCCAUUGCGAGUGAAUUCUCAGGCAAUGCCGAAAAGGUUUUACUAGGAAUACUACAAUGUGCCCAAAACCGACAAGGAUACAUCGCUCAGCGACUCUACGAUUCCAUGAAAGGACUGGGCACCAACGAUCGCAGCCUUAUCCGCAAUAUCGUGAGCCAUUGCGACGUUGACAUGGGAAAUAUUAAGCAAGAAUACCAGAACAAAUUCUGCCGGAGUCUUCAAGCGGAUGUGGCGGAUGAUACGUCAGGUGAUUAUAAAAACGCUCUUCUGGCUCUCAUCGGCUGCAAACAUUAAUAGCAAUGACAAUUUUUUUAAAGUGUUAUCUUUUUCCUUAAUUUUUCAGUUCACAUUAUUCAAUCCAAAAUAUAGAAAUCUGUCGGU
Messenger RNA from Daphnia pulicaria, 1303 nucleotides. RefSeq names its product annexin B9-like. Gene Ontology annotation, cellular component: cytoplasm. The coding region runs from base 161 to 1216 and encodes 351 amino acids. The record is from RefSeq and is a predicted model, not a curated record. The transcript has 9 exons. NCBI's taxonomy places the organism in Eukaryota, Metazoa, Arthropoda, Branchiopoda, Diplostraca, Daphniidae. Gene Ontology annotation, molecular function: calcium-dependent phospholipid binding; calcium ion binding.